Aedes albopictus (Asian tiger mosquito) is the source of this 2974-nucleotide messenger RNA. RefSeq names its product aminopeptidase N-like. Gene Ontology annotation, cellular component: cytoplasm. The transcript has 2 exons. Gene Ontology annotation, biological process: proteolysis; peptide catabolic process. The record is from RefSeq and is a predicted model, not a curated record. Lineage: Eukaryota; Metazoa; Arthropoda; Insecta; Diptera; Culicidae. Gene Ontology annotation, molecular function: peptide binding; zinc ion binding; metalloaminopeptidase activity. The coding region runs from base 66 to 2831 and encodes 921 amino acids.
AGGAUUCAAAUAGACUACACUUUUUGAUGGCAACCUAGUAUCAGUUUACAAUUGGCCUGCUGAAGAUGGGCCUCUUACAAAUAUUGCUGUUCCUAUCAGCAGGGGCAUCUAUCGCUCUGUCUGCUGCAAGAUUCCCGGUUAUCCAAGAUCUCCCAAUUCAAGAAAGCAUCGCUGCGAGGUUCCAAGACAUCGACCCGAGUUUCCGUCUACCGAAAAGCACCGUCCCCACACACUACGCUGUCCACCUGAAGACUACAGUGCACGAUGCCGACACAGCAUUCCACGGCAGCGUUGACAUCCAUCUGGACGUCGUGGAACCAACCGACAAGAUCACACUUCACAGUCGCGAUCUGGAAAUCAAUUCGGCAGCUCUGACCCAUGUCCAAGACACGGGCCUCAUCCAGCUUUACGAACCCACGAGCACCUACGACGAUCGAAACGAACAACUGACCUUCCACUUUUCGUCCACGCUCGAAACCGGAAGCUACGUGCUGUCGAUCACCUUCAACGGCUUCCUGCUACGGUACGAUCGCAUGGGCUUCCUGAGGAAGUCCUACCGUGACAAUGCCGGCAUUACACGAUACCUCGCUGUGACUCACUUCGAACCUACGGGAGCUCGCAUGGCGUUCCCGUGCUACGACGAACCCACUUCGAGGGCGACCUUCACCGUAUCGAUCAACCACCACAAGAGCUACAACGCCAUAGCCAACAUGCCUCAGGAUGGCCCGGUUAUCGAAGACUGGGAAGAUCCGAACUAUGUGACCACCAUUUUCGCCAAAACUCCCAAAAUGUCAACCUACUUGUUGGCAUUUGUCGUUUCGGACUUCCAAACAUUAUCGGCAGGUCAACAGCUGAUUCAUGCCAGACCGAACGCGAUCCAAGAUGCGGAGUUCUCUCUGAACGCUGGGGUCAAAAUUUUGCAAAAGUUGCGUGAGUACACCGGUGUUGCCUACUACGACUAUCUGCCGAAGAUCGCCCAAAUUGCCGUUCCCGAUUGGUUCAGUGGCGCAAUGGAAAAUUGGGGGCUGGUAACGUAUAGUGAAUCGGGACUGCUGUAUAACGCGGACGUCAACACCUAUCGCGUCAAGGUCAGUGCCAUUACGACCAUCGCUCACGAAUACACUCAUCAAUGGUUCGGCGAUUUGGUCUCUGUCGAUUGGGGUCACCUUUGGAUGAAGGAAGGUUUUGCCACCCUGUACGGUUACUAUAUCGCCCGGUCGACGUAUUCCGACGAUCUGUACAUGGAUCUGUUUCAGCUGAAUGGCGUUCAUCAGGCCUUGGCGCAAGAUUCCAGCGUUUCGACGAGACCCAUGAAUUGGUAUGCCAAUACGGCGGCUGAAAUUUACGGACUAUUCGAUACCGUAGCUUAUCAGAAAGCGGGUAGCGUUCUGAACAUGUUCCGCGUUGUUUUCGGCGAUGAAAACUGGCAACGAGGCUUGAACGCGUAUCUACAGAAGCACGCACUGAGUUCCGCAACCCCUGAAGACCUAUACGCUGCAGUUGCCAGUGCUGUCGAUCCCCCAGAGGCGAUGACUGUCGAACAGAUCAUGGAAAGCUGGACCGAAGCAGCUGGAUAUCCAGUGCUCAAUGUUCGACGAGACUACAACAAAAAUACGGUGCUCAUUUCUCAGGAACGCUUUUUGUCCAAUUCGAGGGAACCUUCGGAUCACGUUUGGUACAUUCCCUAUAAUUUUGCCGAUCAGAAGCGCCAAGACUUCACGUUGGAUACCUUCAAUUGGAUAACCAAGAAAGCAGAUGAGUUUGAAGUUGACAUCGAAUCCGAUCAAUGGGUGAUCUUCAACCGGCAACAGUUCGGUUUGUACCGAGUCAACUACGACUCUCAAAACUGGGAGAUGCUCGUUCAGGCCAUGAUUCAGAAUCCGAACAGCAUCCACCGCAUCAACAGAGCUCAACUGAUCGAUGAUGCCUUCAAUCUUGCACGUGCAGAUCUACUCGACUUCAGCGUUGUCCUACGCCUACUGACAGCUCUCACCCAAGAACAAGCCUAUCUACCGUGGGCUGCAGCUGACAAAGUGCUGUCCUACCUGAACACCAAACUACGCGGAACUGUUCAUCAACAGCAGUUCGAACGAUACGUUGAAUCACUGAUCACCACCGCAUACCACACCCUCAAAACGGAUUCAGUUGCAGCGGACGAGACCCUGGAAGACAAAUACUUCAAACAGCUCAUCUCCACGUGGGCCUGCCGAAUCGAUCACGCCGACUGCCGGCAGAAAGCUCGAGCCACCUUCGAGGCGGAAGUCUACGCCAGUUCCAAGGUAGCACCUGACAUUCAAACGGUGUCGUACUGCUACGGAGUUCAACGCGCCACAGACGAUGAAUUCCUAUGGCUCUACCGGCGGAUGUUCAGCUCCAAGAACGAAGCCGAACGUAGUCUGAUCAUCAACGCGCUGGGUUGUGUGGAGAGCAGCGAACAGCUGAAGGCUUUCCUGACGUCCUCGAUUGGUGCCGGCGUUGGCGUUGAGGUCAACUACAGCGACAGGGAACGCACGCAAGUCCUUCAGGCGGUGUAUUCCGCCGGAAGGGCCGGCGUGGAUGCUCUGAUCGAGUUUCUGAACAACUGGGACAUGGCGGACGAUUUGAUCUACUGGUUGGAACAGCCGGCCUUCAACAGUGCCAUUGCGAACAUUGCAUCGAGGACGAAUUCGGCGGAGGAGUUGGACCGGUUGAACGAGUUGUUGAAGACGGUCGGAACGUUGGCUCCGGCGGGUGUGGUCAACGCUGCGCUGGCUACCGUCAAGGCCAAUAUGGACUGGUACGAUAGCCUGGAAGGGCUGGUAGUAGCGGAGUUUUUCGAGCAGUAUGUCUAAUCUAUAGAUAGGUUAGUAAAUCCAGCUCUGUAGCAUAACGAAUGUUAUUAGUCAAGACGAAUGUUACGUAGACUUAUCGGUUAUCGAAUUUCUUAACAAUCAAGAAUACAUUUAGUUCAAAAAUAUAGCAAAAGCUAAUUUAA